Molecule: messenger RNA, 2653 nt
Organism: Cuscuta campestris
Lineage: Eukaryota; Viridiplantae; Streptophyta; Magnoliopsida; Solanales; Convolvulaceae
Source: the annotation of a GenBank genome assembly
AAAAUGUGAUGACAUAUGUAAAAUGAUAUUGAAAAUUAAACGGAAGAGUGAAAAAACAUAAAUAUAAUAUCUAAUAAUAUAAUAUAAAAUAUUAUUCUUUUAAAUAUAGUUAACCAAAACACUAACCCUCGAAUUGACCGGUUAAAUCUUCAGCCACUAACUUGUCCGAGUUGACGUCUGAUUCAAUUUUCAAGACAUUGGUUUGGGAAUUUUGUAGAGUGUGAAUCUCACUGGAUUAAUCAAAAUGUAUGGAAAGAAAGGGUGCGAGUUAGUGAAAGAACUUGCAGACGGCGAACCUGGGCAGCUUGCAGCGUACAAUGCAAGAGCCCUUUCAACCUAUAUUACAAUUUGUUAUUCUGUUGCUGCAUUUGAUUUACUACUUUCAUCUGUUAUUUUUUUUAACGUUUACUGAAUGGAGAGGUGAAAUAUAUACUUUGUGAUGUGCAUCAAGAUUUUGCACAGAGGUGUUCUUAAUUUUAUGUUUUCACUUCUUGCGUCAUACUACCCUUUUGGUAGUUUCUUUUAUUCAGAUUUAGAAGACAAUUUAGAGUCAAUGUUCCUUAAUUUAGAUGUUAAAUACCUUCGAUGUUUUAUGAAUUGGGAUUUUUCCGUUCUUAUGCAGAAUGAUCUAUUUUCUCAAGUAGUUGAAGAAUGUAACAGCCAUUUCCUUCACCUACGAUCCCUGAUGAGGUAACACUUGAAGUACCCGUGCUUCUUAGGUUUUUUCAUACUGGUCCCCAGCCAUGUUGAUGUGUAUAUUUUAAUAAUAUUCUAUAUUUUGCAUGCUGCCCGUGCCUGGUAUGACUGUGAUAGACUUCAUUGCUUGACACAUAGAUACAAGUGUCCUAGAGUGCAUAUGAUAUUGUUGAGGAACUGGAAGGGGGCUGUUGCAUUCAUAAUAGCAAACACGUUUUCGAGCAGCAAGCCUUUUUUUAUUUUGUAUGGCCUUUCCAAUUGUAACUAGAUUGGAUAUUACUGGUCUUAGCUAUCCCUCCCUUCGUACGGAAAUUUACUUCCUAUUUGGGUUCACGAGGUUUGACUGAAGUUAUGUUCAAUUCAAUUUAUUUGGUUGUAAUUGUAAAAUUCAAAAAUAAAUUUUAUAUGCUGCGAGUAGUAUUUAAAAACUACAUAAAAAGUUCUUCAAGACAAGAGGUGGCAUGAUUGUAUUAUAUUAUGAAAUUAGUAGUGAAGAUAAGCAAACAUAGUGAAUAGUGAACGGGAAGAACAUUUUUUGACUGAGGGAGAUCAUAAUAUAUAUAUAUAUAUAUAUAUAUAUAUAUAUAUCUAUGGUUUUCCGAACUGCAGUUUUUCUUUGUAUUAUAUUGCUAAUGUCUUCUUCAUUCUUAGUUUCAUGUUCAUUUUAAAAUAUGGUACGACAAUUAAUCUCUCAUGUGUGCUUUUCAAAUGAAUUUUUGAAGUCUUAUCUCAAGGUCAGUUAGCUUAAAUAUCUCUUGAAAAUGGUGAAGCCAUUGUGAAUUGUGAUCAUGGUGUUUUAGGAAAUAGAGCAAUUGAAGCAACCUUGGACAUAUUCUACACUAAUGCUCAUGAACGUACUUCCUUGGACAAUUUCAUUUUUGUUACAAUUUAUUGCACUUCAGGUGUUGUGUGUAUGCUCCAUUACUUUGAAAUCUUGCUCUCUGCUUCUUAUGUUUGCUCUUACUACGGUGCACUAAAACUAUUUUACCUCUAGCUCUACUUCAUUUGAAAAUUCAAGUAGUCAACAACCAUCAGAUGAUGCUGAUUACUAUGGUUUGCUGGUUCACCACCAGUCUUUGAUCCGCAACAAACGAUGUCUCAUGGCUUAUGUAUACAACCGCUCAGAAAUUAUUCGCAGUUUGAGUUGGACCCUUGAGCCUGUACUCCCUGAACAAAUCGAGGAGAAGCUUAGCAAUUCUGAAAAGGAAUAUUUCAAGAAUCACUCUGCAACCCUACAAUCAUACAUGGCAGAACUUGAUCUGGACUUGGGUGUGGAUAUGGUGCCACCCAAAGACCCCUACAUCAAAGUGAGGGUCCUUGAUGACAUCGGUACUGUCACGCUCAGUGAUCAGUUUGCCAAUCUGGCUCUCCAUGCGAUUCUUUUUCUUAGGAGAACUGAUGCCGAGAAGUAUAUUGCACAGGGUUUAAUGGAGGAGCUCACAAGUUGAGUAGAGUUUUUUUAUCAUUGUUAAUGAUUGACAGAAAGACAUCCGUAUUAUUUAUGUAUUCAUUGUUGGAUGAGCUCAUAAGGAGGUGAUUACCAACUCUAAAUGGGUUCAACACUGUAAUGCAUUAACUAAUACAAGGCAGCAUGCCAGCAUCCCAAUAGAUUGUGGAGUAAUAUGUACCACAGGAUGGUUCUUGUGGUUGCCAUAAGCCCUGAUGAUGAACUCUCAUUUAAGAAAGACCCCAAUAUAUCAUUCGAAAAGUAGAUAUUUUGUGGGAAAAAAGAAGUAAUGAGUUAACCUGAUGACAAAUUUUGAAGAAAAGACAGACAACCAGCUGACGUUCAAAGUUGCAGAGGGAAAAAAUGUGAUGUAUUUACUAGCUGAAGAAGUUUUGUAAGAGAAAGAAAAGAGAACGUUUUUGUAUGUUUAUUUUAGUCUCCAGAUUAUAAUAUACUAAAAGAUAUUUUUACUUCAACAAUAUCACAAAUUCCGAAUCUAGACUUCUAUGU